AUGGCUGCACGUGUGUCGAGGCAUAUCCACUCGGGACGAGAUCUGCGACAAGAACAAAUCGCGCAAGGAGUCUUAGGAGCACACCGACUGCUAAGAGCUGCGUUGCGACCGAUGCGACCGUCGCAGUUCGUCGCAAUCGGUCGCAUUGGAGAUGCGUGGGGCCUUCGUGGUGGGUUGCAGUACGCUUCGCAACGGAAUCGGACGAGUCGUUUCCUGUCGCGUCUUCGCAUUGGCUCGUGCUGCGUAUCUAUUGACUACAAGUUAUGGAAUCCUUGGAUACUUAACUUGGGUCGGAGAUUCUUGGAGAUCAUCGCCUGGUUUCUGGUCAUUUCCCACGCCUCCUUCGCAUCCAACAAGGAUGAUUCCAUCUACAUGAUCUUGCGCGACUACGAAGUACUGAUAAAAGAAACGCUCGAUGAGGUUCCCCAGUGCCUUAAACCAACACCUGUAUCUUGCUGCCUCGUCCAAUGCGAGAAGAUUGCAGAAUGUGAUGGAUUCACAUCACAAGUCAAUGGCAAAUGCGCCCUUUGGGAUUACGCAUUUGUUGACAUCGUGCCUUCUCGCCGUCCUUCAACAGCCAAAACUUACACACGGGUUUGCGAGGAGCAUUUCACUUCACCCGAUGUACCUGCUGCAUCCAUGGAGUUCACCCAGUGGAAAGGAAAAUAUCCAGCCCCAAUAGGUGCAUCUGUCACCUUCACAUGUCCAUAUGGAAAAAUCUUCAAUGAUGGCGCUUCGACACACCAGGCGAAAUGCACAGGAAAGGAAACUUGGGAAUACGACUACGACACCGUCCCCUCUUGCAUCGCUACAUUGAAAUACACUGAAAACAUUCUGCUUAUCUACACGGGCUACAUGAAGAUCCGGGCGAUCUGCCCAGACCAAGAAAAUGCUGUGCUGAUGCAGGAUGGAGGUCAAUGCCUCGGAGAUAGCUACCCACAGUGCCGAUUGACAGAAAAAGGAAAAGACUACAUUGGAGUAAUCGCUUGGACCGAGAAAAAGCAGAAGUGCGAGAGAUGGGAUACCAUGCCUCACGGGAUUCCAGAUGACUUUCUGAUCCCCGGAAAAGACCCCGAUUACAACUGGAUUUUCCCUCAAAAGAAGCCAUCCAAGUUCGAGAACUUCUGUCGAAACCCUACGUCCCGAGACCGACCCUGGUGCUUCAUUGACGAUCCUGUCGAGAAAUGGCAAUAUUGUAAUAUACCGCUCUGCAAAGACACCAGCAUCCCGGAAUGCAAGAUGACAAGAGGUGGACGAGAGUACAUGGGGAAGCGAUCGCAGACAGCGUCAGGCAAGGCAUGCCGUUAUUGGAAGAAAUCCUUGUCCAGCAACCCUGAGCGAUCUAUCUUGUUCCCUGAUGGCCUCAUUGAAGAUCACAACUUCUGCCGAAGUCCUGAUGAUGACCCGGGUGGUCCCUGGUGCUUCGUAGACCCCGAACCAACUCAAACAGACUGGGAAACAUGCGACAUCCCUCUCUGUCCUGGGGCGAAUGGAGAUGAUCCUGGAGAUUGGGAUUCGAGUUGGCUGAGUGAAGGUGGAGGUGGUGAAUAUGGCUAUGACGAUGGAGGUGAAGGUGAUUAUGGAAAUGGAGGUGAAGGUGGAGGUGGACGUGAAGAGACUUUCCUCUGCGACCUCGAACCAUCAAGCAUACCAGGCUUUUACACUUUCGACAGCUAUGCAAUCAAGCAAAACAGAGGAAGGCCCCAUGGAGGGAUCACCAUCGCAGCGAGACCAGAACUCGAACCCGAACUAAUGGCGAUGUCUCCGCAGCAUGUCGCUAUCUCCACAACCAUCGGAGAAGUGUUUUGUUUCUACUUCCCACCCAGCUGGGAAUCAUCUGACAUAGGACAAGAAAUUGCAACUGCCCUGAGCGCAGGCAAGGCAGACCCCACCCUGAGAAUAGUGACGGGUGACUUCAACUGCCGCGUGGACCCAAGCGCUCCCACCACAAAGGGACGGGAUUUACUUGACCUAAUGCACUCCUUCGGACUAGAAAUGGUCAACUACCCUGAGGAUCCGACCUAUAUAGCCCCAAAUGGGUCCAGCUGCAUCGAUCUAGUAUUCACCAACGCCAUGAUAUCCAAACACAUUACUGAACACAAGAUCCACAAAUCUGCAAACCGGAAACAUCAAUGCGUCACAACAACAUGGCGCCUGAAGAGACGCAAAAGAAUACAAAGAGUGGAAAAUCCUCCACGCCUGAAAAGGAAAGUGGAUAUCGAUGCCCUCCUCUCUCAUCCGGACUACCCCCAAAUAAAGGCUUUCAGCACGAUGCACAACGACAAGAAACUGGAAAUAUUAACACGCAUCAUCGUCGACUCCACCCCAAAAAUCAAGGCGAAUAAGCAGAUAUACAAGAAAUGGUUUGACAAAGAGUGCAGGGAAAAGAAAAAGGAAGCCAUGCGAGCACUCCAUCUCGCCCUAUUUGGACACACACCCCUGGCAGACUACAACCAGGUCAGACGCGAAUACAAGGCCCUCCUCAAGAAGGCAAAAGCUCAACACGAGGAUACCCAGCUUUUAAGGAAGAUUGAACAAAGUUACAUAACUCCUUGGGCUAUCCUCUCAAGGAGGCAAAGCUCCACACCUGCCCCAAUCACACAGGAACAAUGGGUCGACCACUUGACGCAUACCCUAAACCCUCCGACAGAUGCACCACAGAUCCAUGCCCCUGGGAACCUCUUUGAAAACCUCGACCCCAGAGCAUGUAAGAACCCCAGAGAAGAACCCACCAAGUUUACAGGAGCGAGAAGUGAGAAGAAACAAGAAGAGGGCAUUUUUCAAUACUUGAGACCAAGAAACAUAAGAAACAAGACACGGAAGGGAGAGGAGACCGAAACAAAGGACAUGCACCAUGAGGGUGAUGAUAUUGAAGAGACUGAGCACAGCAACCGAUGA
Molecule: messenger RNA, 2898 nt
Organism: Darwinula stevensoni
Lineage: Eukaryota; Metazoa; Arthropoda; Ostracoda; Podocopida; Darwinulidae
Source: the annotation of a GenBank genome assembly